CCCGUCUGUUUCAUUACUUUCUCUGCUUUCUUCAAUUCCAUCACUGUUAUUUUUACUUUCAAUUUCUUCUUUUAUCAUUUUUAUCUCUCAGAUUUGUGCUCGAUCUAUCUCUUCAUCUUUCAGCCAUGGCUGAAAAGGAGACAAAAAUGAGGCUCAAGGUUGAUCUCCAGUGUGAGAAAUGCUACAAGAAGGUCAAGAAGGUUCUGUGUAAAUUCCCUCAAAUUCAAGACCAGGUUUUCGAUGAGAAGCAGAACAUUGUGACGAUUAAAGUGGUGUGCUGUAACCCAGAGAAGAUUAGGGAUCAGCUUUGCUGUAAAGGAUGUGGCGCCAUCAAGAGCAUCGAAAUUGUCGAACCGCAAAAGCCAACCAAACCGCAGCCGGAGCAGCCGAAGAAAAAGACAACCACACCGCAGCCCGAGCAGCCGAAGGAAAAGCCAACCACACCGCCGCAGAAGCCAACCACGCCGCCGCCGCCGCCGCCUUCAAGUAGAACGUGUUGUGUUCCGUGCAAUGAAGGCCAGCAUGAUGGGCCAUGCUUUAAGCCCGAGUCACUGAUUCCACAUAGAACGUGUUGUGUUCCGUGCCAUGAAGGCCGACGAUGUGGGCCAUGCUUUCAGUGUUAUGGUCCGGCCAAGUCGGUACCACCGGUAACAGGUAAAACGUGUUGUGCUUCAUGCAAUGAAGGCCGGCCUGGUGGGCCAUGCUUUGAGGAUUAUUGUAGGCUUCCACCAUGUUAUGGAGGGUAUUUUUAUGCUAGACCUGUUUAUGAUAGCUAUGGUGGCGAACAACCUUGCUACGCGAGCCGUUGUGGUCAAUACGUCAACGAAGAUAACGUCACAGGGUGCACAAUAAUGUGAGCUACAGGCUCAUUAUUGAUGUGGCCUUGCAUGGAGAAUAAUGAGUCAUGAUAUAUUGCUAUAUAGAGUUACAUAUGCGUGUGUUUUCUUUGUUUAAUCAAAUUUAUGAGUUCUUGUAUGGAUCCUCGUAUGAGUCUAAUCAAAUUUAUGUUAUUUGCUUUUGUAAUAAUAAAAAUAAUUGUUAACAGUGGUUCAUAUAUGAGAGGGAAAAUGCGGGUCACAAAAAUAGGGUUAAUUAAAGUUGUUUAUAUAUGUUUUAUAUUUUUCUGAAUAAAUAAAGCAUUUUG
This is a messenger RNA of Prosopis cineraria, 1144 nucleotides long. RefSeq names its product protein PYRICULARIA ORYZAE RESISTANCE 21-like. The transcript is spliced from 3 exons. NCBI's taxonomy places the organism in Eukaryota, Viridiplantae, Streptophyta, Magnoliopsida, Fabales, Fabaceae. The record is from RefSeq and is a predicted model, not a curated record. The coding region runs from base 126 to 857 and encodes 243 amino acids. Gene Ontology annotation, molecular function: metal ion binding.